Messenger RNA from Stylophora pistillata, 9906 nucleotides. RefSeq names its product 3'-5' exoribonuclease HELZ2-like. Lineage: Eukaryota; Metazoa; Cnidaria; Anthozoa; Scleractinia; Pocilloporidae. Gene Ontology annotation, molecular function: RNA binding; RNA nuclease activity; metal ion binding. The record is from RefSeq and is a predicted model, not a curated record.
UUCCCUCAGGAAAUAGAGGAAAUUCGAAUGGAAAUCGACAAACGGAUUGAGAGAAAUAAAAAAGAUCAAGAGCAAAAGCAACAUGAGGAGGUGAAAUUGGCUGGAAAACAAUCACUUCCAUCUUUCGAUGUUAACGUAGCAAUGGAAGCCACAGGAUCCAAAAGAGAGACAAGUGAAAAACAGGUUAAUCUUAAAGAAGUUAUUGGAUCAGGAGCAAGACCUAAAGAAAGAAAAAGGAACGAAAGAUCAAAAAAAGCCAAAGUUAAGGAGGCAUUUGUUAAUGAUGGCGCCAGUGAGAAUCCUAGGAUAAGUUGUAAGAAGUCUUCAACCAAGCAGCCACAUUCCUUUAUACAAGGUCGAGGAAUUAGCUCUGACCACGGGGAGACUUCCGUCAAGCAGGUGGACAGAGUAGUCGAGGUUAAAUCCAAUUGCUCAGAUGGGGGUAAAAUUGUAGAUGCAUCGGGUGAAACAGGUCAUGGAUGGACCGUAGUUAAUCCAAGGGGUAAGAAUAGAAGACCACUCAACCAAACCAAAUUUCAAAGCUUCAGUCAGGAUAACAGAGUGGAGGAGUGGAGGAAACUUGAAAGUCAUUCGACUUCUGGACAAGACUGGUCAUUUCCGCGACGAUCCACUCAAAUAUCACGCGAUUCCACACUUCCUUCCAAACGUAAUUCUGGCCCAUAUCUGGCAAGGAAAUCCUCCAUAGACAGUGAAAAGACAACAAAAUCUAAGUGGGAGAGUCCUAAGCAAAUUUCUCCUCUACAAAUCCAUCAAUUCAAGAACUUUGUGAGGGAUGAUACCUCUUCGGCAGACAAGAAAAAGUCUAAUCUACACCUUGAAAGAAAUCAAGAAACCGGUGGUCAACGAUUUGCCAAUGAAACUGCAGUAGGAAUUGGACUGCAGUCCACAAAGGCUUUGCCAAAUAGUGUCUUCUCUAUUUGCAACCACUUUUUGCAAGACAACAGAUGGAGAGGGAACUAUAAGCAUCCAACUCCUUGUUCCAGGUGUUCAAAGGAUUCUUCCAAACUGCUAUUUGGAGUUUGGAGAAGUUUUAAAAAAGAAUGGCAGAUAAUGAGACCCUACCCCAAGAGGUUGAACUUGAACACUCCUUUCCGACUCUGUUGGCACUUCAGCAAUGGGAGGAACUGUCCAAAGAGUCCAUGUUCGUUUGCGCAUGGCCAGGAAGAACUAGAAUUUUGGACAGUAGAGAGAGAAUUAGAAAGUGGUACCAUUAGCAAGAUGAGCAUAGAUGGCAGACCACGACAAGAGGUUGAACCUGAAAACUUUCCUAAGCCUCAGGAACUGAUUAAGGGAUCCUUGGUAUUUAGGCACACGGCAGAAUUAAAGCUAAGGCCUCCUCAAAAAAGUGCAAACCCUGGCAAAGUAGAACGGAGAUCAUCGAUGGGAUGCAAGAGUGAGGAAAUAGCGACUACCAGGAAGGAGGAGCCAAACCGCGAAAAAGGGAAGGAAAGGGAUGACAGCAUUUCAAGAGUCAAGAUGCCUCACAGUCUUCCAGGUGUCAUGAUCAAGUGUGAUAAACCCACUAUGGUGACGAUCAUCCAACGGCACGACGACGAAAGCACCUACACAUUUGACUGGGUUUUCACCCUCACUUUCGAGAUUCCUGAAGUUGGAAAGCUGCAUAAAGUUCAUCUCCUUCAUCGAUACAACGAGUGCUAUCGGCUAACUGAAAUUAAAGGCUUUAUCGGAGACAAAGUGGAAUUCUGCGAGACUCCUACAGAACGCUGGUCCCACACCCUUCACAGUAUUUUUGACGAGAUAAAGGGUCAAGUGCAAGUUGCUGUCUGUGUCUCCUUUAACACCGCAAAGUUUUAUGGGACAUUUACACAAUGUCUUCAAUUUGAUUUUGAAAGCAAACAGCACUUGUUACAAGGAUUAAAUGUGGAUAUUGCGAAAGAAGGUGCCUUAAGCGGAAUCUCAGAGAUAAGGCAGUUGCUCAAAUUGGAUUCCUCUGUGUGGACGGAAGGGUCUGUGGACAUAAUCCGGUACCCAGAAUCCACUAGAAUGGAUUAUCAGGAUAUCCUGUUACAAGAGAAAUAUGGGUUACCCAAAAGGAUUGAGAAUAUUCUUCCGUUGCAAAUAACUGAGAGAAACCUAGCCAUUGAAAACUACAGGAGAGUGAUGCAUCAAUUAUUGUUUACUGAGGAACUAUUCAUUAAAAAGGCGAUUUCAAGGUUUGCCUUUCACGAUGUGACUUUACAUUGCAAAAGUGUUGUCGGUAACCAAAGAUCAGGAUUUACAUACGCUGUUGAUGGCGAGUUGUUUGGUGUUCUGGAGCUCCAGCGAAAACGAUCCCCCCACCUAGAUGACGUAGCAAGACGACUCCUGACUAGAACUGUACAGUAUGCUUGGCUUCGGAAAGCCAGUAGCAAUUCAAAGAUUGUUCAUGAGGCAAAAAUUGAAACUGUCGAGGUUGAAUCACAACACGUGACCUUGAAGGUGUCCUCCCAGACUUGCCUAGACUUGCAACUGACUGACAAAGGUGAAGUUUUGGUCGAUGCACAGUUGCAGCUCAACCGGCAACCCUUUUGCCAAUGGCACGAGGCAAUCGACAAGCUGAGGCCUGUUCAUCUUAAAUUACUCUUUCCAGAAAAAACUACAUUGCGGGACAACCAAGAGGAAUUUCGUCUAUCUAAUUGGCAACGUUUGGACCCCAAGCUCAACGAAAGCCAAAGAGAGGUAAUAAAGCGAAUUUUAGCUCCUGAAGAUGUAUUGUCACCGCUUAUGGUCUUUGGACCUUUUGGUACCGGAAAAACAUUCACAUUAAAUCAAGCAGUCCGUGAGUUGGUGACAAGGGAAGGCAAUCGUGUUCUUCUUUGUACACAUACCAACAGCGCAGCCGAUAUACACGUAAAGCUUUUGCACAAGUACUUGACUGAGAAAAAUGGACUGAAAGCGACCAGGCCGUUAAGGAUUUAUCAAACAAAGAGAAGAUUGAAUGCUGAUUUAGAGAUAGCUAAGAGGUAUGGCCUUAUAAGAAACGGCGCAUAUGUACUUCCCACAAGAGAGGAUGUGAUUUUGCAUCGUGUUGUGAUCACCACGCUAGCUGUAUCAAGGCAUCUUCUCGAGCUUCGAUUAAACACUGGCUUCUUUACGCACAUUUUAAUUGACGAGGCUUACCAAGCCCAAGAACCCGAAGCACUAACACCACUCGCGUUAGCUGGACCAAAUACAAAGGUUGUCUUUACUGGAGAUCAUAUGCAGAUGAGUCCUGAAGUGUACUCGAGUUAUGCUCGUGAUUGGGGUCUGCAGAAGUCGCUCCCUGAGAGACUGUAUGAUCAUCUGUACAGCGCAGAGCAGCCGUCAAAUUGCAAUGUGAUGAUUCUGACGGAAAACUAUCGGUGUCACCGAAAAAUUCUGCAGUUUUCCUCACAUAACUUCUACAGAGAAGGGCUGAUUGCCAGAAGCGAAGAGCCCCCACACCCAAGGUUGAAACCACUGUCAUUCUAUUCUGUCUCCGGUAUGGAAGAAGCGAGAGAGAAUUCGUACAUCAACGCAGCAGAGGUAGACGAAAUUAGAAAGAGAGUCAAGGAGCUCGCAGGUGACUGGCCAGAGGAGUGGAAAGAAAAGGACCUCUCUCGAAUUGGCGUCGUCUCGACGUACCUAAGAAAAGAAUUUCGUGCCCUAUUCAUCAGCACUGUACGCACAUCCCUCACCUUUCCACAGUUUCGCAGACGUAAUGAUGAAAGAUUCUACGGGGAAUUUUUUUCUGAUCAGAAACUGUUAAAUACGGCGGUAACCAGGGCGUCUUUGGUAACAGUCGUUGGAGAUGCUGUCUCCUUGUGUACUGUUGGUGAGUGUACGAGUAAUUGGCGGGAUUUCAUCACAAGAUGUAACCAAGAAGGAUCUCUGUUUGGAACUUCAUAUGCAGUGCUAGAGAGAGCUAUAGCUACCCCUCUUUCUAAGAUUUUUCUAAACCCUGACGCAGCCGUUUUCGUUCCAAGAGGCGACGGAGGGCUCAAACCGCUGGUGCGCGAUCAUCCGCCAGGAGAGGGAGAUACGCAAACCAUCGGGUUGGAAGAAGAAAGUUCAGCCGAGCACGGUCUCGAGAGUCCAAUGACCGUAUCAGGGAGUAAAACAGAUCUCCUAAAGAAACAUUUGACGGUGAAAGAGGUUUCAUCUAAGGUAGAAGAGAAGCAGAAAGAAGAUGGGUCUUCGGGGCAAUAUUCGCAAGAUGAUUUAUUUCCACACCAAGAGGCCGAAGAUGAUGCAGAGCCUAGUAAUCUGAUCCCUUUUGAAGACUUUCGGCGGGAAGGUUGCGAAGACGAAACAGUGCUUCCAAGCUCCUAUGACAAAUUAAUUGAGGCACUCGUCGCAAAGAAAAAAGAAACUCAGGAGAGGGAGCUUCAACAAUCAAUAAAGAAUGAAGAAUAUCCCUCACUGAGGAAUGCAGAGUCGCUAAAACGAAAAGGAUCCAAAGUGAAGAGUGAUUCUGACAAACGGAGCAAUCGAGUUUAUUCCAAUUGUUCUGGUCUUUCAUCUAACGACUAUCAAUCCUUCAUUGAUAGCUUGGUCAACUUCGAGUAUCAUCGACAGCAUUCUGAUCGACAUAGUAGACCAACUGGACCCGUCAAGCAAGACGAAUACCUUGACCGAGAGGUAUUACUGAGACAGAUGCGUGAACAACCUGAGGCUUAUCGUGCUGCUACACUUCAACUCGAUUCCGAGGCUUUCAACAUGACUUACGCUAUUGUUCCGGACACAAAAACACCAGACAUACGAAUCAGAGGACGAACAAGAAGGGUUUUCGACAUGGAUGAUGUUGUCGUAAAUAUAGCAGAAAAUCAGUCAAUUUGCAUGGAUGAAAUUCCUCGCUGUCAAGGAAAAAUUGUCGGUGUGCUUCAUCACAUCAUCAACCCUCAUGAACGACAGUUUGUAUGUAAGGUCAACUACGAAUAUCCGGAUUUGAUGCUUCCAAUCAAUAAGUCCAUGUCAAAAAUUAAAAUCUUAUCUGCGGAAGGUGUUAAGGGUGUGCCCCUCUACAAGGAAAUACGAGAUGGCAGCGAGAAGAAAGUAAAGGUUUACGAGAUCGACCACGAAGAAUUCGUUAGUGAGAAAUACCUAUUCCUCGUGCAGUUUCUACAGUGGAGGUCAGAUUGUACUUACCCUUUAGGCAUCAUUAUUCGAAAAUUGCCAAAACAAUAUACUAGGAAGGCUAGUAUGGAGAUUCUUCUGGCAGAGUAUGGAAUUAGAAAGUCAUUCCGCGAUGAUUGUGAAAGACAAGUGCGAACGAAGUUCCCCUCCUCGUGGUCAAUACCACCUCAAGAAAGAAAGAGCCGCGAAGUAAUCAAAGGAGCGUUUACAAUCGAUCCUGAAAACUCUAAGGAUCUCGAUGAUGCUCUUUCCUUGCAACGUCUGUCGCGCUCUGUGUACCGAGUAGGAAUUCACAUUGCGGACGUGAGUUACUUUGUAGAGGCCGGUAGCCACUUGGAUAAAGAAGCAUUAUUUCGCUGCAUAUCCUACUACCCUGGGCAGGAGUAUCCAAAUGUUCCAAUGUUACCACCUGAGCUCAGUGAAAAACAUUGCAGCCUUCUUCCUGGGAAAGAUCGUUUAUGUCUAUCAGUGUUGCUUGACAUGUCAGAAGAUGGAAAAUGCUUGGGAGAGCCACAGAUAAAGCGCACAAUUGUAACCUCCUCCCAUCAGCUCACGUACUCUGACGCCCAAAAAGUAAUUGAUGCUAAACAAAGCUCUCAGAAGCAGUUCCCUGAAAGUGUUGAAAGUGAUAUCCAGGCCCUGAGCGUCCUUGCNUCAGAUUGUACUUACCCUUUAGGCAUCAUUAUUCGAAAAUUGCCAAAACAAUAUACUAGGAAGGCUAGUAUGGAGAUUCUUCUGGCAGAGUAUGGAAUUAGAAAGUCAUUCCGCGAUGAUUGUGAAAGACAAGUGCGAACGAAGUUCCCCUCCUCGUGGUCAAUACCACCUCAAGAAAGAAAGAGCCGCGAAGUAAUCAAAGGAGCGUUUACAAUCGAUCCUGAAAACUCUAAGGAUCUCGAUGAUGCUCUUUCCUUGCAACGUCUGUCGCGCUCUGUGUACCGAGUAGGAAUUCACAUUGCGGACGUGAGUUACUUUGUAGAGGCCGGUAGCCAUUUGGAUAAAGAAGCAUUAUUUCGCUGCAUAUCCUACUACCCUGGGCAGGAGUAUCCAAAUGUUCCAAUGUUACCACCUGAGCUCAGUGAAAAACAUUGCAGCCUUCUUCCUGGGAAAGAUCGUUUAUGUCUAUCAGUGUUGCUUGACAUGUCAGAAGAUGGAAAAUGCUUGGGAGAGCCACAGAUAAAGCGCACAAUUGUAACCUCCUCCCAUCAGCUCACGUACUCUGACGCCCAAAAAGUAAUUGAUGCUAAACAAAGCUCUCAGAAGCAGUUCCCUGAAAGUGUUGAAAGUGAUAUCCAGGCCCUGAGCGUCCUUGCACAGAAGAGAAGAAGGUUAAGACUCGGAGAGGCUAGCUUUGAUCAUUGGUUACACAGUGAUGAGCCAGAAUGUUAUGGAGCACACGAGUUAGUGGAGGAAAUGAUGAUUUUGGCAAACGAGAAAGUAGGUCAACUUCUUCUCGCUAAUAUUCCGGAGGUGGCACCUUUGCGUACCCAACUGCCACCCAAAGAUUACAAAUUGAAAGAUUGGUUGAGUCGAUACGGGCGUUUUAUCAAGUGUUCUCUGUUUCUCCGUGGCAAACAACACCUCGAGAAGAUGACCGACAACGACCAAAUGAAAGAGGUCAGGGAAUUCAAAGUGCCAGAUUCCGUUUGGUCAGAAAUCUGCAGCGCCGUCGAAUCUGAUGACAAAGCGAAGCUGCAGCAGCUAAUUUUUGAACAGAGAAAUUAUCCUCAGCUGGCUGUUGCAAAUUGUCAGUUUCAACGUAUUCAGCAGAAAUCCUGUUACGUUUGCGAAAGAGGGGAUCCACAAGAAAACAGUUUCCAUUUCUCUCUGGAAGAGCACGGCUAUACCCAUUUCACCUCGCCCAUUCGACGAUACAUUGACAUCCAAGUACACAGACUCGUCUUGGAUUUAAUCUCCAAUCACCACGGUGCAGAAAGAUAUCGGAAGGAUUACGUGGCUAAGGUGUGUCGCCGUUCCACGUUUGCUCAGCGCAACAGUAAGAAGUUUGACAGAGCAAGUAGUAAAGUCAAUUUGGCUGCGAAGCUUAAAGAAGCAAGCCGCGAAACAAAAGCAGUCAUCGCAAUGAUUGAAGAGAAGAGAAUUAGGUUGGAAAUAACAAGCCGCGAAUACUAUCAUUUGUCAAAAAGAGAGAGAGAAAUUAAAUUCAGCGAUGUCAACCUAUAUGAUUUCAUACUACAUGAUUCGGAAAUAGUCUUUAUCUGGAAAUUAAGGCUUUACAUUGCUCCGAAAGUGAGUGAGUCACUGCAGGACUACAUCGAACACCCAGAAAUCGAAAGAAAUAAAGUUGCUUCCCUGCUAACUGAGGGAUUGGUUGGUACCAAAGAAUUCGUAAGCGUAGAGGUGAAAAAGUGGAUAAAGCUCUUGAAAGCACAGAUGGGUGGAAAUCUUGAAGAACAACUUUGCAACCCGGUGGCAGCUGAAUGGCCAUCCUUGGAAAACAAUUUAUCUGAAGAAACCUCUGAAGCGCCAUUGGUGGGACACUGGGUGGGACACUGCGUCAUUAGACGUGCCGAAUUUUCCAAGGAGAACACUAUGUUGUUUGUUGAAAUGGACUUUCAUCAGUCAGCAUCGAAGUUUCCUGAUGAACUAUUGAAUGGUGGUCAACUGAGUACAGUAACCAUUAUUCACAGAUCACUUCCAAACAGACGAAUGUUUUCAGCUCUGAAAGAGCUGAGAGGAGCAUCCAAACUGGCUCACGCCAUUUGUUUGGGAAAAGAGCGCGGUCAAGGGCGGUUUGAGCCACUACCUUUACUUGAUAUGUCAAUUGUGCGAGACCAUCCCAAGUGCAGAUUCAAGCCUCUGAAUCUAUAUCAGCAAACAGCUGUAAAAAGAGCUCUUGAGAAGCCGUUUACCCUCAUUCAGGGUCCUCCAGGUACGGGUAAGACAGUGACAGGUGUCCACAUCGCCUUCGGUUUUGCGAAACGAAACAAACAAAACCUUCCGGGAAGUCUAGACGAAGUGAAGGCACCAUCGCAAGUUAUUUACUGCGGUCCUUCCAACAAAGCAGUAGACGUUGUGGCCGAAUACAUGAUAAAAGUUCCUGGCCUCAAGAUCAUCCGCAUCUACAGUGAUCGGAAAGAACAGGCAGAGUUUCCAAUCCCUAACAAACGCCAGCCACUGAAACAAUCCAGCGCCGAUGGGACCGGAAUACCUGAGAGGCUGAAAAACGUUUCGCUUCAUCACAUAAUUCGAAAACAUCCAUGUCCAUACGCCGAUGACCUUGAGAGUUAUGAAAAGAUGUUUGAGGACGAUAGGAAGGAAGAUCAGAAAACUAGCGACAGAGAUGUAGAUGCAUAUUGCGAGGUGAGUAUUUAUAAGAUACAAAGCUUCUGGCAUAAAGAGAUUUGCAGGUUUCCCUCGGACUAUUUUUACGAAGAAAAGCUGAAAACAGACAAAUCCGUGCCAACCAAUGACCCAAUUUUACGGCCGUCUUUUUGGCCUGAUCCAAAUGUUCCCCUGGCAUUUUGCCAUGUGGAGGGCGAAGAGGAAAGUACCGCUAUUAAGACAACACAUAGCAGUGAGCAGUCCAAGUCGAAUCAGAAAGAAGUCCGAAAAGUGGUCCACGUUGCUAGAUGCUUGGUUUUCAAAAAUGGCGUGUCCCCGUCAGAUGUCGUUAUCUUAUCGCCUUACAGGGAACAACGCGAGAGAAUAAGCAAAGCUCUGGAAGGAAAUAUAAUAUCCAAAGAUAUCCCUGUCACAACCAUCACAAAAAGCCAGGGAAGUGAGUGGGAUUAUGUAAUCCUAUCUUUGGUUCGCUCGCUAAAUAAAGAUGAACUCGAACCAAAUCCAUCUCCGCAUUGGCUUCGUGAACAUUUGGGAUUUUUGACGGACGAGCAUCAAAUUAACGUAGGACUCACGAGAGCGCGAAAAGGGCUCUGUAUCAUUGGUAACAGGAACCUACUGGUGCUCCAUCCCCUGUGGCAGAAAUUGGUAGAAUCCUACGAGCGCAGAAAAUGCAUGGUUGAUGAGUCUACCAGGCCUCGAAGCUGAAGCAAUUUCAAUUCAAUUACUCACUGUUGAUAAUGUCAAACAUAGUCUGGAUAACUCUUGAAGAUUAUUCAAGCUAAGCUUUCUUGUUUUUUUUGGUUAAACCAUUUUUUCAGGAAAAAAUUAGAGAACGUUAAAUCACUCUUUUAGAUAUAAUUUAGUAAGUACAUCACUCAGAUCUAAACUGCAUCAAAAUAUGUAAUAUCACUCUAAAACGCGUCAAAUGAACAGGAUAGUCUUCUUGCCUCUGUUAAGGGGGAUUCUGAUCCAUCCGAAACCGAAUGCGCUACUCCUUGUUGAAAAAGGAUUCGGGCUACUGAGAGUGGAACGUAUUAAUAUUUAAUUUCAUCAAAUCAAAUUUGCCUGUGUAACUCGAAUUGGUCAAAUAUAGAACACAACAUAGAUUAUAAUGUAUUGAAAAUCCAAAAAAGGAUAGAAAGUCUUGAUACUUGUACAAAGGGGGAGAAGUUUCUAAAAUAUUUUUUUCCACGGAUUAUUGAUGAUGUGGGUACGUGGUGCAGUGCAAUAUUUCAUCCAGAGGGAUCAGUCAAACGGUUUGCUUUAUAAAUAAAUUGAAAAUACACGAAGCUUUUGAAAAAGGCUUUAAAUGCUUUUGAAAUUCAAAGUUAGUCAGUAAAAAAAAUAUAACUUAUUUUGCAAAAGGUUUCAAUUUGAAUGAGAAUGUUGGUUCAGAGGUUAGUUUUGUUUAGUAGUUAAUUUUGCUCAUAUAUUUUUCCAAAAAUGCUUUUCAAAAUACACCUCAAAUAAAACAUCGAAAUAAUACCU